CUUUUCCCUCCACGCUGCGGCGCUAAAACUUCGCCAACUUCUGCUUUCGGUAUCGCUCGGCGGUCCGGACGGGCUCUGCGGUCCAGCAUGGCUCGCUUUCCGCCGCUUCUUGCCUGCUGUCUCCUCUGCUCUGCUGUCAUCGCUGCCGCGAAGGGAGACUUGCCCCAUACGAAGCUGUGGAGCGUUCGGUCCGGCCUCGGAGGCUUCGAUCCCGGGGACCCAGCCCCAGCUUUCCGCGUCCCCCUCCUGGAUGGAGAGUUCAUCUACCCGCCGCUGGGCUCCUCCAGGUCCUCGCUGAUCAUCCACGCCUUCACCAACAAGUCGGCCUUUCUGGAGUGCCUCUGGACCUCCAACGAGUCCCUCUCGGAUCUGGUCGAGUUCCUCCCGCCCAGCGCCCAGGUCCUCGUCCUCUCCAUGGACGACUCAGCCGGCGAGCAGGCGCUGUGGAUGCGGGAGCAGGUGGCUCGAGCCGCCGGGGGCAGGGGGAAGGAGAUUUUGUCCAGAGUCCACUUCUCGUCCAUUCCUGUCCACGCGCUGGGGAACUGGAUCCCUAGAGUGCUCUACUCGUGGGGGUGUGGAGGACACAACUGCGGCCUUGCACAGGCAGUUUUCACCUCUCCAGACUGGGCUGUGCCAGUGAUAGCGAAGCGUCUGAACGCGAAGUAUGACUGGCUGAACGGACGGUGGGAAUAUACUACAUCGUAUAUUCUGGCUGAAGCGGGUGAUGGUUGUAAACCCGUCCCUAAGGCUGCAGGAGCUGUCGCCUGGGUGUCUGAAGGCGGCUGCUCUUUCUUCACAAAGAUGAAAGCUAUGGCUGAAUCUAAUGCUUCUGGGGUGCUGGUGUAUGCCUUGCCUGGGAACCCUAUACAGAAUAUGAACUGUGUUGGGGAUGAAUGUAACACCAGCCUCAGCAUUCCUGCUGCUAUGCUGCACAUCGAGCCGGCUGUAGUGCGAGCUCUAUCGACAGGGAAGCCGGUUAAUGUGUCAUUCCAGGUCACUCCAUCACCAAACUUCUUCAUCGCGGUAAACCAGGAGGGGAAGCUGGCGGAGAUGGGUUGGUUCCUCUAUCCGACUUUCCGGUUCCUUAGCUGGCAGGUUCAGUGGUUUGACUUCUAUGCAGGCUUGCUGGAGCACAUUAGAAGGCCUGCUGAUGUGGUGCUCGUGUUUAACAGAACGCUGAUGCAGGGUAAGGCCGGGGCCCAGGCUGUGGUGGAGCUUCCCUCAGACUUGCUGAAAUAUGACGUGCUGGAGCUGGACGCGGCUCUGUCCUGUCCGGGCAUCAGGGAUGAAACGUGCGCUCACUGGGAUCACACAGUGCAGCUGUUUGUGUGCUGUGACCCUUUCAGUCCGUACUGUAACCUGGAGCUGGGCCGCUGGAUCACCGCCUUCCGGAGAGGUACAGGCCGUUGGGUGACGGAUGUGUCGCCUCUCCUUGCACUGCUGAACGGCACGCGUUGCUCCUUGACGAUGAAGACCGCCCCCUGGGCGAUGCCCUGGAUGACGACCCUGAACCUGCGUUUCGGCUAUAGCAACCACUCAGGAAAAUCUUCAGAGAAGCUUUACCCGUUCAAGCUGAUGAUGCUGUACAAUGGCGGAACGUUUGACCGGGAUUACAACAGUAGAUUCCAGCAAAUCAAAUUCGAAAUUCCAGCUUCAACUAAAAAGGUGGAAUUGUUUGCUGUCAUCACCGGCCAUGGCAGCGAUGAUAAUGGAUGCUGCGAGUUCUGUGUGACGUCACACUACUUCCUUGUCAACGGCCUCUACAACAACUCUCGCGUAUUCGACUCGGCUGGUUCGGCUCUGGGCUGUGCUCUGCGAGUGGGAGAGGGAGGAGUGCCCAAUGAGCAUGGAACGUGGCUCUAUGGCCGCGGCGGCUGGUGUGAUGGACUGCAGGUUGACCCUUGGAGGAUCGACAUCACCCCACAGCUGAAUAUGACUGGCCCCAAUACAAUCCUAUACUUUGGACUCUAUGACGGACGGAACCCCAAUCCAGCCAAGGAUCCAGGCUACGUCAUAAUGUACUCCUAUCUUGUUUUUUUUAAGUGAUGCAUAUUUUAAGAUCUACUGUACAUAGCAAAACCAAGAUUAAAGAUUUCUAUUUUGGAACUUG
Molecule: messenger RNA, 2110 nt
Organism: Pygocentrus nattereri (red-bellied piranha)
Lineage: Eukaryota; Metazoa; Chordata; Actinopteri; Characiformes; Serrasalmidae
Gene: ngly2
Exons: 12
Coding region: 88-2046 (652 amino acids)
Molecular function (GO): oxidoreductase activity, acting on paired donors, with incorporation or reduction of molecular oxygen, reduced ascorbate as one donor, and incorporation of one atom of oxygen
Source: RefSeq, a predicted model, not a curated record